CUAUGAUUGUUAUUUGGAUUUUAGCUUUAUAGUAGCUUUUGAUAAAUCAAAAGCAAGUUGAGAGGGGGUAACAGAAACAAACGACACAUAACCUUUAUUAUUAAGAAAUUAUAAUUUUUGAUUGAUUAUUCUGAUGAUGAGCAAGCUGAUGAUAUAGUAUUUAUAUUUGGGUGCAUUAAUGAUUUGCAAAUUUUAGCUAACAUGGUUGUUGUUUUAUGGGGCAUUCUACAGGUUGUUGAAGUUUCUACCUCCAAGACCGGGAAGCACGGACAUGCUAAGUGUCAUUUUGUUGGAAUUGAUAUCUUCACUGCUAAGAAGCUGGAGGAUAUUGUUCCUUCUUCCCACAAUUGUGAUGUUCCGCAUGUCAAUCGUGUUGAUUACCAGUUGAUUGACAUUUCUGAGGAUGGAUUUGUGAGCUUGCUUACUGAUAGCGGAGACACUAAGGAUGAUCUGAGGCUCCCAACUGAUGAGAGCUUGUUGAAACAGAUCAAGGAUGGUUUUGCUGAGGGGAAAGACCUUGUUGUCUCUGUUAUGUCGGCAAUGGGGGAGGAGCAGAUUUGUGCACUCAAGGACAUUGGUCCAAAGUAGUUUGAGUUCGAUUUGCUGUGUGUUAUUGCAACUCUAAAUUUAAAGAUUUUUGUUAAGAGCUUUAAAUAGUUUGCCUCUCGGAGACUUGGGAGCAUAAAUGCUGUUUGGAAUGGUUGUUUUUCU
Messenger RNA from Hibiscus syriacus, 711 nucleotides. RefSeq names its product eukaryotic translation initiation factor 5A-like. Gene Ontology annotation, biological process: positive regulation of translational elongation; positive regulation of translational termination. Lineage: Eukaryota; Viridiplantae; Streptophyta; Magnoliopsida; Malvales; Malvaceae. The transcript has 5 exons. The record is from RefSeq and is a predicted model, not a curated record. Bases 202 to 588 code for a protein of 128 amino acids. Gene Ontology annotation, molecular function: translation elongation factor activity; ribosome binding; RNA binding.